Messenger RNA from Callorhinchus milii (elephant shark), 851 nucleotides. It is a transcript of the gene pane1, whose product is annotated as proliferation associated nuclear element. NCBI's taxonomy places the organism in Eukaryota, Metazoa, Chordata, Chondrichthyes, Chimaeriformes, Callorhinchidae. The record is from RefSeq and is a predicted model, not a curated record.
ACCCGGAGCUCAACACCGCCUCACUGCUGUUGGUGGGUGUUGAUGGCAUUCCUCAGGACCAGCUGACCGAGGCCAUACUGGAAGAAAGCAAGUCCUUUACCGUCAAUGUCCGCCUGGCGAAAAAACUGCCUUUACCGACAGAGAACGAGGAAUCCCGGCCACGGAUAGACCUCAUUGUUUUCCUGCUGGAUGUCCGCAAUCAGUACAGUAUAGAGAUCACAAAGUCCUCACUGGCUUAUGUCGAUGUGAAUUUCUUUCUUGGGAAAGUUUGCUUCCUAGCCGUUAUAGACAAAUCCAUUAAGCACCAAGUGGUGGAGAUGCAUGCUGUGAAGGAACUGGCUGAUUCUUACUCAAGCCCUCUGUUUUUCGUUGAACUGGCGUCCCCAGAGAGAAGAACUGGGAUCGCCCAGAGGCUCCUGCGGAUGCUGAAGGUGGCAGCUGGGCUGGUACCUGGGGUGUCAGCGCUCGCUCUCAGCUCCUUGCUGAGACCCUCAUUCAAGACCCAAGCCAAGAGAUGCUGAGGAAACCUGCUGUCGGUGGUACAGCAUCUUCAACUUGGUUUAGCGUCGACCCGAAAAUGGGCUGGAUUCAUUUGGAACUGUCGCCAUUUUCACGAGUGUGUACUGUUUGUGUUGAUGAGGGUUCAAUGGCAUAAUAUUCCCUCCUCUCCCCCCCCCUUACACGGCCUGUGCAAUUGAGAGUGGAACUAAGAGAGUUGUGUAAGAGUGGGCUACGUAUCCCACCUGUGCCAAUGUUGACCUGCGCAGGAGCAAGUCUUGCUUUGUUUUGUCCCUCAGCUCGAUAUAGAAGUGGAGUCCUGUAGCGAAGUGGUCAGAGCGCUCACCUUGCAA